UGCUUCUAGACCAGGGUCAGAGAAUGUUUUCUGCUAGGAUUCCUGGGAAUUGGCCCAGCUGGGGCCUAAGGUCACACAGCCUAAGUGCUUACGAGGUCACUGACCUCUGACCUAGUGUUCUGCCAGCCUUUGGUAACUAGUUUUUUUAUUUUAAAUGAGUGGUGCUUUGAUUUUGCAUGGAUGUUGUGUGUUGCUGACUCAGAUUCACCAGGAGUAACACACACACACACACACACACACACACACACACACAAACACACACACACGUUUCUGUGCAGAGAUACAGUCAGGAUAUAACCACUGAAUGGGUCUCAGGCAGGAGGAUUGGGAGUUCAAGGUCAGCCUGACUUGCAGAGUGAGCUACAUAGAGAGUGAGACACACAUCCCUUUUCAUAAAAAAGACAUUGCUGUGCCGGUCUGCUCUUACACACGUUACACACUAUCACACACAGCCCAUAGGAACACAUCAAAGACAGACUCACGCCCAGUACUCCCUCCAAUUCCCACACCACAAGGAGGGCAGGCAUGGGUUCAAGACUCCUUGUGUGACCUUGGGCAGCUCUUGAGACCUCACUGUCCCUCGACUGUCCUGGGCUACAUAAGGGAAAAACCACUAAUGCUCUAUCUGCAACUCCUGGCCAGGCUCCGAGGUCCACAAACUUAGUAUUUUCUUGUCACCUCCGUUUUAGAGACUGGUAAACUGAGGUCUAGAUCACUGAUUUUCCUUAAGUCUCCCUGUCGGCUGAGGGUAGAAAUGUCCCCAGCCAACAGCAGCCCGGACGCUGUGCUCUACAGACAGGAGUUUAGCCCUGUCGCGGACACAAGCUUAGCCUCAGAUAUCCUUGUGGCCCCAGAGCCUUCACCCAUGCUGUUCCAGCAUCCCUGUUGAAGAUAGCCUUGCUGUUUACACAGCACCAGGAGUGGAGGGGGCUGCCACCAGCCUGCCCAGCCUGCCCAGCUUCCUUUGCUUACAGAAUGGCUCUGAAGUGCUCACCGCCCCAGGGUGGAGCAGCUCAGUCCUUUCUCUUUGGGUGAUGCAGGCUGGUGACAGUCUGUUUGGAGCUCAGUUGUUCCUUCUGUAAAAUGGAAAGAAUAGCAGUAUUCCCCCAACAGAGGGCGGUGGUGUGGUUAUCUAGAACAGCCCAUGCAAAGCAGUGAAAACUGGUGCAUUUCCUGCAAGGCUGGUGCACAGUAAAUGUUUGUGUUUACAAAGUUAUGCCUGCUUCACUGUAUUAAGUCAUCUGUCUCCUGUUGAACGGGAGUGAGCACCUGCUGGAAUGCUCCAGGCCUGUCACUGGCCCCUGGGCGUCCUUAGCAGGAAGCUUUUGAAUUGUUCUGUGUUUGUUUGUUUGUUUGUUUUGAGACAGGCUCUUAUUCUGCACCCUCAAGCUGGCCUCAAACUCACUGUGGAGCCUAGACUAGUCUCCAGCCUUCGAUCCUCCUGCCUCCACCUUCUGAGUUUGGGAAUUACAAGUGUUAUCACCUCUCUGAACCUUUAUCAGCGUAUUCCUAUGUAGGGCUGGGGAUGUGGCUCAGUUAGCAGAGUGCUUACUUAGCAUUCAUGGAGUCCUGGGCUCAGUGCUCAGCACCAAGUAACCUGGGAGUGAUCACACACGUUUAUUCCCAGAAGUGGAGGCCAGAGGUUGGGAGAUCAGGGCCAUCCUAGGCUAUACAGAAAGUUCAAGGCCAGCCUGAGUUAUGUGGCAGUCUCACAUAACUUGAUUGCCCCUCAAGCCUGACUGAACCCCAAAGAGGGGAGCUAUUUGGUUAGUUCACCGAGUCCUCUCCUCAGUCUGGGCAUGGACAGCAGGAAUGAUCCCAUUGACAAACGAGGACACCGAGGAACAGAGGUUGAGUAACUUGACUGAGGCAACACAGGAUCUGUUGGGCUCCUGUCCUCCAGUGUCAAGAGACCACGUGUUCCUCAGCCUUCUGACCCCAGACAACAAAGGUUGUUCCUACUAAGCUAGAACCAACUGGCCCCGUGAAGCUAAUCAUUUAAGAGCCUCAUGCCUCGGUUUCCCCAUUUUUUGGAGCAGGGAUUGUAAAGCAGGAACAGCAAUCCCCCAGCUCACAGAGUCGCUGUGACGUCAGUGAGCUAACACAUGUAAAACCUGGCACACAGUUGAGUGUGGCGGCGCCCGUCUGUCAUCCCAGCACUUGGGAGGCUACGCCAGGGGAGUCUUGUGUUUGAGGGCAGCCUGGACUGCAGAAUGAAUCCCAGGCCAGUCUCAAAACAAGCAAGCAAACAUAAAAGACUGGCACAUAGCUUGAGGGGCGUAGGAGGGAUCAGGACUUAGGUUGGGUUGUGUGUGAUUUAUGAAUUUUUCUCAUUUAAUGGAGAGGAUCUGUCUGAGUUUCCAAGAGCUUUAUUUAGUUCAGAUGAAAACACACAGUUGUGCACAUGACCGUAAAUUCCAGCUUCCAAAGACAGGAUGGAGAAUAAUACAGACUGGCCCUGCAGCGGGCUUCCUGGGUUUGGAUCCUGGCUCUGCCUCCACCAGAGCCGGCCACCCUGAUCCCCUGACCUUUCUUCAAAUUAGUUAUGAAAAUGACACUGGCCUGAACUUCAUGGGAAGAUUAGGGGCUGGUAGUGAAGUUUUAGGACAAAGCUCGAUUAAUUUGACGUGGAAGAGAGAGGCGGGAUCAUCACUGUUAGUUCUUGUAUCCAGUCUUGGAUCCCCGGCUUUCAUAGUGUUAAUUACAGGCACCUGGAGGGAGCUCUGGCUUUGGGGCAGGGCAGCAGUUCUGCCACGAGUGACCACAAGGGGGAGCAGCUGGACCGGUACUGGCCUAGUGGUGCCUUGGUGACAGGGUGGACCACACCCGCUAAGAGAAGGGGCAGGAGGGACCAGCUAGGCUUCCCCCCAUCCCCCAGUGACUCCUCUUCCUAGCCCCUCCCAUCUGCAGUCUGAAAGCCAUCUGGUCUCCACCCUGGGGACAUCCUUCCCACUCUCCCCAACUGGGGUUGAGUGGGAACUCUGAUGAGGGGGUUGGUUGGGAGUGCCUAGGGUGGCUCAAGCCCUUGGCAGCCCCGCCCCCUCAAAGGCCAUUCAGUCCCUUCCUUGGGCCUUUUCUUCCUAUGGCCUCUGACCGGCUCCUUCCUACCCUUCUGCUGGGCACAUCCCAGGCCACAGCAAGUGGGACGAGAGUGUGGGAGGACACAGAGAAAGUACUGGAAGCUUGAAACGGGCCAGGGAGGUGAGAGUUACAGACACCAGGCAGAAGGACCUGGACGGACAGACAGACAGACAGACAGACAGACAGACAGACACACACACACACACACACACACACACCAGAGAUCUACAGACCAAACCAGAGGCAGAGAGACAAAGACAGAAACAGACAUGAGGUUGCAGGGGCAGGAAACAGAAUAAUAGAAAGAUCGGGAGAGAGACCGACAGACAAUCCCACACUCCAGAUACAGGGAGAGAGGGACCGGCUGAGAGAGAGCAAGAAGGCGACCAGCCACAGGACAGCGUGGCCAGCAGCAGGAUGGAGGGGCAUCCCACAAAGAUGUAGUGGUCAGGGUCUGCAGGGUAGGGGGAGUGGGGGCCUGGGCAGGGCCAGGGGCAUGGGAGGGGCAGGCAUUCUAUUGUUGCUGUUGGCCGGGGCUGGGACAGGAGUGGCCUGGAGUCCCCCCAAGGCCAAGUGUCCCCCACGCUGCUCCUGUUCCAAGGACAGCACCCUGUGUGAGGGCUCCUCUGAGCUGCCCGAGAGCUUCUCCGCCACGCUCCUGUCACUCUCCCUCAUCAAGAUGGGGGUCUCCCAGCUGAAGGCUGGCAGCUUCAUGAAGAUACCAUCACUGCACUUGCUGCUCUUCACAUCCAAUACCUUCUCCGUGAUCGAGGACGAUGCCUUCAUUGGCCUGUCCUACCUGCGGUACCUCUUCAUUGAGGACAACAAGAUUGGCUCCAUCUCCAAGAACGCCCUGAGAGGACUCCGCUCACUCACACACCUAAGCCUGGCCAACAACCACCUCGAGGCCCUACCCAGAUUCCUGUUCCGAGACCUGGAGACUCUGACUCAUGUGGACCUCCGUGGGAACCCGUUCCAGUGUGACUGCCGAGUACUGUGGCUGCUGCAGUGGAUGCCUACGGUGAAUGCCAGUGUGGGCCUGGGGGCCUGUGCAGGCCCCUCUGCCCUUGCCCGAAUGCAACUCAACCAUCUUGACCCUAAGAAGUUCAAGUGCAGAGCCACAGAACUGUCCUGGCUCCAGACUGUUGGGGAGUCGGCACUGAGCGUGGAGUCCUUCUCCUAUCAGGGGGAACCUCACGUGAUCCUGGCACAGCCCUUCGCUGGCCGCUGCUUGAUCCUGGUCUGGGACUACAGUCUGCAGCGCUUCCGGCCUGAGGAAGAGGUGUCCGCGCCCUCCGUGGUGUCCUGCAAACCUCUGGUGCUGGGCCCACACCUCUUCAUCCUGGCUGCCCGCCUGUGGGGAGGCUCACAGCUGUGGUCUCGGUCUAGCCCCGACCUGCGUCUGGCCCCAAUACAGGUCCUAGCCCCUCAAAGGCUGCUGCGACCCAAUGAUGCAGAGCUCCUGUGGUUGGAUGGGCAGCCCUGCUUCGUGGUGGCUGACGCCUCCAAAGCUGGUAGCACCACACUGCUGUGCCGCGAUGGGCCCGGCUUCUACCCACGUCAGAGCCUGCAUGCCUGGCACCGCGACACCGACGCCGAGGCCCUGGAGCUGGAUGGCCGACCGCAUCUGCUGCUUGCUUCGGCCUCCCAGAGGCCAGUGCUCUUCCAUUGGUUUGGUGGCCACUUUGAGAGGCGCACAGACAUCCCAGAGGCUGAGGACGUCUAUGCCACGAAACACUUUCAGGCCGGUGGAGACGUGUUCCUGUGCCUGACGCGAUACAUUGGGGACUCCAUGGUCAUGCGCUGGGAUGGCUCCAUGUUCCGACUGCUACAGCAGCUUCCAUCUCGAGGUUCCCAUGUCUUCCAGCCACUGCUCAUCGCCAGAGACCAGUUGGCCAUCUUGGGCAGCGACUUUGCCUUCAGCCAAGUCUUCCGCCUUGAGCCUGAUAAAGGGAUCCUGGAGCCACUACAGGAACUGGGACCCCCGGCCUUGGUGGCCCCUCGAGCCUUUGCCCAAGUGAUGGUAGCAGGAAGACGCUUCCUAUUCGCAGCGUGCUUCAAGGGCCCCACGCAGAUCUACCAGCACCAUGAGUUGGAUCUCAGUGCCUGAGGCUGGGCAGGACCCUGGAAGUGGCUGUGGGGCUGGCAAGGACAUCCUACGACAUCUGGGUACCCUCUCGGGCCUGGCAUCCUGGCCAUCACAGCCUGUCCUGUGUGAUACAGACUACUAUCCAAGUGCAUCAGCCUGGGUCAGGCUUAGCCCACCUUUUGGAAGAUCUGCACUUUAGGGGGAAACGGGAGGAGGUCUCUCUGCUCCCAACAAUGUUUGAGGCUCUUGCAGUCUGAAGCCACAUUUUGGCUCCCUAGACAAUGGCUUGGGAGCUCAGCCUGGGACACAACAGGGAGCUGGGAUACAGAAAUCAAAAGAACAAUCUGCUGAGCUCAAGAGGUCUGGAUAUCCCGCCCUCAGCGACUCCUUGGUCCCGCUCCAUAUAAAGUACCGAGAGAGAGCUUUCUUUUCCACUCAAACCCAGACUGGCCAUUGGCUUUCGUGGAGGAGUGCGUAUCUCUGUGACGUCACAGUUGCUGGGCAGUUUCCGGGACUGGUACUUUGCUGCUUGUGCGCAUGUCUGCUGCCAGAGUCCGAUUGGGGGUUUUGAAGCUUUUACGCAUGCGCAGAAAAAGUGACUCGGUAAAAUUGAGUCUAGAGGUGUCAGAGAAAGCCGUGGGUACCCCGUCCCCAGAAUGUGACAGGGGCAAGAACAGAAAGUGUGUGAGUUCAAUAAAUGCCCUGCGCUCCCGACCUGCCCGGUCUGUGGGCUCAUGGCAGGAAGGUC
Peromyscus maniculatus bairdii (prairie deer mouse) is the source of this 5918-nucleotide messenger RNA. RefSeq names its product leucine rich repeat LGI family member 4 (gene Lgi4). Gene Ontology annotation, biological process: neuron maturation; myelination in peripheral nervous system. The record is from RefSeq and is a predicted model, not a curated record. NCBI's taxonomy places the organism in Eukaryota, Metazoa, Chordata, Mammalia, Rodentia, Cricetidae. Gene Ontology annotation, molecular function: protein binding.